CACGUCACUAAGACCACCACCUCAAGGUGUCUACAACGAAUUGUUCACCAACACACCAUGGCGCGAUUAUCGCAAGCCCCAGGCGCCCCCCUCAACCGAAGCGCCAUAGAUUCGGCCUCGUCUGAGCUGGGCCAUCUGCUCCUGCGCUUGCAGCAGACCAUCCUCCACGCCGAUCCAGAUCGCGAACGAAGGCUUAGGACCAGCGAGUUUGAGAGGGCUCGAGUAGCAGCUAACCUCGAGUAUGCGCGGACAUCCCUCACGAAGCUGGAACACGAUGCCUUGGGGAUUAAGGCCCCAGGCCGGAGGUCAGAGGUGCAAGGGGACCUGAACCGGAAGAGGGAGCUACUUGACCUGCUGCUAGAUCGGCUGGAAGAUUUGCGAGAGAUGGCUAUUCACGACGAUGACGACGAUGACGGCAGUUCUGACGGGGAAGACAUCCUUUCGGAAAUAAUACCAACACCCAGCGAGAGUAUUGUCGACUCGAUAUCCACAGAUAUGGGGUCAGAAGGUUCUAGUCAAGACGACCCCGUAGAACCAGAGCCACCAGAGAUGCCACCCGCGACAGCCCCCGAGCUAGAAACAGCAGCACCAAUAGCAUCAUCAAUGCCAGGCCCUGAACCGGCACGAUCACCAGACACGGUCCCCGAACCUCUCACUCAACAAGAUCCCACCCAAACAACACAGACACUCCGUACCCGUGGUGGAGCAUCAUCUUCCGCAACAUCUGCACACUCCACAGCGCGUGCCGCCCUCUUCUCCAACCGCAGCAAACCCUCUUCCCCACAGACCUCAACCGCGACGGCGGAGGCCAUCCUAGACCGCCAGCGCGCCGAGCAGGACGAGCUGUCUAACUCCAUCCUCAAGAUGGCAGGUGCCCUCAAGGAGAGCUCGCAGCGCUUCUCGAACACGCUCGAGUCUGACAAGGAGGUGCUCAGCCGCGCGGGCGACGGCAUGGAGAAGACGGAGCUGGGCAUGGAGGCAGCCCAAGGGCGGAUGGGUACGCUGAGGAAGUUGACAGAGGGGCAGGGGUGGUGGGGAAGGAUGAUCUUAUUUGCAUGGGUGUAUGGACUCAUGGUUGCAUUAAUUUUGCUGGUGUUUGUGAUGCCCAAGUUGAGGUUCUGAGAAACGCACGAACGGGAUCAUGACUGUGCUAUGACGGAGGGACGGCUUAUUGAAUGAUGUAUACGGGAUGUACGGAUUAGCGAUGUGAUUUUUUUGAUAUGGGAUUAGAAAUUGAACAACGAAGUCAUCUUCUA
This is a messenger RNA of Ilyonectria robusta, 1256 nucleotides long. RefSeq lists its product as uncharacterized. NCBI's taxonomy places the organism in Eukaryota, Fungi, Ascomycota, Sordariomycetes, Hypocreales, Nectriaceae. Gene Ontology annotation, cellular component: endoplasmic reticulum; SNARE complex. Gene Ontology annotation, molecular function: SNAP receptor activity. The record is from RefSeq and is a predicted model, not a curated record. The transcript is spliced from 3 exons. Gene Ontology annotation, biological process: retrograde vesicle-mediated transport, Golgi to endoplasmic reticulum. Bases 58 to 1122 code for a protein of 354 amino acids.